AUGUUGUUGCAACCGCUGGUAAUGCAUUUAAGCCACUUGCUCCGGCUUAUAGUUGGUCAAUACUUUUCUGGAUUUUCAUCCAUUCUGAUUGUCUACAAUAAUUCCGGCAUUGCGACACCUCUUCAACUGGAUUAUUUAAGUGCUUUGGAAUUGGUUCUACGGGAUUUGCGUCAGCCUAUAAGGCUUCAAUGGAUAAAUGUGGCACUAUUAAAGGAUUUGACGGCCCUGGAGGAUCAAGUUAUGGGUGCUCUUAACAGCAGUGUCACCGAGGGAUUUAUCACUAUCUUGUCGCAGACUAACCACUUUCUUCACGCUCGGUACUAUGCCACUCGAAAUGCUAAUGUGCGUCUUAAAGACAAACGGUAUUUGUUUCUUUGCGAGGACGAAAGCCCUGCGGAAUUGCUGUCCAUAGAUAUACUGCAGUUCUAUCCCCACCAUCUGAUGGUGCGACCUGGAACUGGACCAAAAACAAGACCCCCAUCACCACUCCCCGAGAGCAAAGAAGGCGCAGCGGUAAACACGAGAAACAAGGACGAUGGAGUGGCCCGAGUGGCAGGGACAACCACCACUUCGCCCUACCGCGACAUCAAUUUCGAGCUGUGGACACAAAAGUUUGUCGGUGCCUUUGGUAAUUUGGAUGCCCUGCUCCUGGACGCAUUCUUGCCGAACCAAACUUUUGCCAAGCGGGUCGAACUUUAUCCCAACAAGCUGCUCAAUCUGCAGCACCGCAGCCUGCUCGUUGGCUCCAUUACUUAUGUCCCAUAUACGAUUACUAAUUAUGUGCCUGCUGGCCGGGGAAACGUGGAUCCCAUUCACCCGGCGAAAGCCAACCGUUCGGUUACCUUCGACGGGGCCGAGGCCAAUGUGAUGAAGACCUUCUGCCAGGUGCACAACUGCCAUCUGAGAGUCGAACCCUAUGGUGCUGACAACUGGGGCGGAAUAUACGACAACGAAUCGAGUGAUGGAAUGCUGGGCGACAUCUACGAGCAACGCGUGGAGAUGGCCAUUGGUUGCAUCUACAAUUGGUACGAUGGAAUUACGGAGACCUCGCAUACCAUCGCUCGUUCGUCGGUGACCAUAUUGGGUCCAGGUCCAGAACCCCUACCCAGUUGGCGCACUAACAUUAUGCCUUUCAGUGACUUUACUUGGCUAAUGCUUAUAGUAACAUUAACGAUUUGUGGCACCUUUCUGUAUUUCAUACAAUAUGUCAGUUAUCAUCUGGGGCUUUAUUCCAAUCAAGAGACAUUUCAUCAUGGUAGGAAGCUUGAAAAAUCCAUGCUGGACAUAUUUGCUCUUUUUAUACAACAGCCAUCGGCUACUCUGAGCUUUGACCGAUUUGCACCACGAUUUUUCUUGGCGACUCUUUUGUGUGCCACAAUCACUCUGGAAAAUAUAUACAGUGGCCAGCUGAAGUCGAUACUCACUUUUCCCUUCUACUGCGCCCCAGUAGACACCAUCGAAAAAUGGGCCCAGUCGCAGUGGAAGUGGGCUGCUCCCUCCAUCAUCUGGGUGCAAACAGUCCAGAGCUCCGAUCUGGAAACGGAACAGAUAUUGGCCCGCAACUUUGAGGUGCACGAUUAUGGCUACUUAAAUAAUGUCAGUUUUAUGCCCAACUAUGGGUUCGGAAUCGAACGACUGUCUUCGGGUUCGCUAUCCGUUGGCGACUAUGUGUCCACGGAGGCUCUGGAAAACCGUAUUGUCUUGCAUGACGAUUUGUAUUUUGAUUAUACGCGGGCUGUUUCGAUACGUGGUUGGAUUUUGAUGCCUGAAUUGAACAAGCACAUUCGGACUUGUCAGGAAAGGGGUCUAUAUUACCGCUGGGAGCUGGAGUUUAUUGACAAGUAUAUGGACAAAAAGAAACAGGAGGUGCUUAUGGAUCUGGCCACUGGGCACAAGGUGAAGGGGGCUCCUCAGGCAUUGGAUGUGGACAACAUUGCCGGCGCUCUGUUCGUCCUGGCCUUUGGGCUCACCUUCGCUGGAUGUGCCCUAGUGAUGGAGUUUCUGAUCCACAGAAUGGAAAUAGGCAAAUAA
Drosophila elegans is the source of this 2031-nucleotide messenger RNA. RefSeq lists its product as uncharacterized. The record is from RefSeq and is a predicted model, not a curated record. Gene Ontology annotation, molecular function: ligand-gated monoatomic ion channel activity. Gene Ontology annotation, cellular component: membrane. The transcript has 10 exons. Bases 1 to 2031 code for a protein of 676 amino acids. Lineage: Eukaryota; Metazoa; Arthropoda; Insecta; Diptera; Drosophilidae.